GGAGGAGGAGGAGGAGGCGUCUCCCGGCGCACGCACGCACGCACGCGCACGCUCCCCCGCGCAAGGUAGGGAGGGAAAGAGAGGGACGCAUGCGCGCGCGCGCGCGUCUUUCCCUCCUGGAAUUCCGCUGGAUGGGAAAGCGGGAGAAGAGAAGGAAGCGCGCAGGCGCGAUCUGUCCUGCCCGUUUUUUGUUCGGCCCCUUUAAGAGGCUGUGAGCGCGAGCGGCCCGGCGGCGUUAGGAAAAAGCGGGCUCCGAUUGGUCGCUGCCGCGAGAGAGCUCCCUCCCACCGCGAGGAGUUAACUGUCACAAUGGCGGCGGCCAGCGGCCUCGGAGAGAGAGAAGCAGCGGAGGCCGGGCGCCCCCUUCGGAUGCCGCGCCGCUUAUCCCGGAGGAGGAGGAGGACUGGAGAAAGGAAGGUGAGAUGGGGGCGGAGAUGGGGGGCGGUGGGGGUGCCCCCAAUGUGUCCGGGUUUAUAAACUCCCUAUGUAUAAAAGACAAGUACAGUGGUACCUCAGGUUAAGUACUUAAUUCGUUCCGGAGGUCCGUUCUUAACCUGAAACUGUUCUUAACCUGAAGCACCACUUUAGCUAAUGGGGCCUCCUGCUGCCGCCGCGCCGCCAGAGCGCGAUUUCUGUUCUCAUCCUGAAGCAAAGUUCUUAACCCGAGGUACUAUUUCUGGGUUAGUGGAGUCUGUAACCUGAAGCGUAUGUAACCUGAAGUGUAUGUAACCCGAGGUACCACUGUACAGUGAAACAGUCCCAGCAGGGAUAUUAGGAAAUAAUAAGUCUGUAACCUGAAGUUUAUGUAACCCGAGGUACCACUGUACUUCUGACAAGACAGAAGUACUGUUUUGGGGGGACAGGGGGCGGGCUGGUGUGGAGGAUUCCCUGGUCCUGAAUGGGGUAACUGUGCCCCUGAAGGACCAGGUGCGCAGCCUGGGAGUUAUUUUGGACUCACAGCUGUCCUUGGAGGCGCAGGUCAAUUCUGUAUCCAGGGCAGCUUUCUACCAGCUCCACCUGGUAUGCAGUCUGAGACCCUACUUGCCCGCAGACUGUCUGGCCAGAGUGGUGCAUGCUCUGGUUAUUUCCCGCUUGGACUACUGCAAUGCGCUCUACGUGGGGCUACCUUUGAAGGUGACCCAGAAACUACAACUAAUCCAAAAUGUGGCAGCUAGACUGGUGACUGGGAGCAGCCACCGAGACCACAUAACACCGGUCCUGAAAGACCUACAUUGGCUCCCAGUACAUUUCCGAGCACAAUUCAAAGUGUUGGUGUUGACCUUUAAAGCCCUAAACGGCCUCGGUCCAGAAUACCUGAAGGAGCGUCUCCACCCCCAUCGUUCAGCCCGGACACUGAGGUCCAGGGCCGAGGGCCUUCUGGUGGUUCCCUCACUGCGAGAAGCAAAGCUACAGGGAACCAGGCAAAGGGCCUUCUCGGUAGUGGUGCCUGCCCUGUGGAACGCCCUCCCACCAGAUGUCAAAGAGAUAAACAACUACCAGACUUUUAGAAGACAUCUAAAGGCAGCCCUGUUUAGGGAAGCUUUUAAUGUUUAAUAGGUUAUUGUAUUUUAGUGUUUUGUUGGAAGCCACCCAGAGUGGCUGGGGAAACCCAGCCAAAUGGGCGGGGUAUAAAUAAAUUAUUAUUAUUAUUGUUGUUGUUGUUGUUGUUGUUGUUGUAUAAAAACCGUUUAUUUUAAUUUUUGUGUGUGUUCUAGACCUUGUCAAGGUCUUUCUUAGCUGAGCUGCAAGCUCACCCUUUGCCUUGUUUCUUACAUCUUUCUUUGAAACUGAGUUUCCCUUUUCUCCCUGCAGAUGUUGGGCUCGCAUUUAAGGAGAGGGAGGAGGAGGAGGAGGCCGAGUUCCGUCUUGUGGGAAGGAUGCUAAGCGAGCCUUGAUCCAGAUGGAUGGACCUGUCUUCCCUUUACUGGGCGUGGGUGGGGUGCUGAUGGGGUACCUUGGCUCUGCCAGUGCUCUGAAGAAUGUGCACUAAAGCACAGGCCAUCUCCUCUUUGUUCCGGACACUGAUGACUGGCUCCAGAACAGAGAAUAGCAUUGUGUAGUUGUUGGUCACAAAUUCAGCAAACUCUUUGUACUGCUCCAUGGGGAGGAUGGAAAUAGUCUGGUAACGACAUUUUAUCCGUAUGGAUGGACCUGUCUUCCCUUUAUUGGGUGUGGGAGUGCUGAUGGGAUACCACUUCUCCACGAAUUGCCGACCAGUCACAGCAGCUAUGGGGAUGUUGACCAGACCCACAUAGUUGUUCUUGUCCUUUUUCUUCUUCUUUUCGACAUCUUUAUAGAUGUGGAUGGUGAUGCUAUGGGCAGGUGGAAGGCCAGAGAACCCAAAGUGCUCUCCCCAGAAGAUAUUAUCAUUUUUCAUUUUGCUGGUUGUGUGGGCAAAUGAGGUAUCGUCCAUACACAACAGCCCCGGGUAUCAUCGCUGAGAGGGGUGACAUUCGGCCGGGCCAGCCUUCCAAAGAAUGUCACCCCUGGGUGCGCCACCUGCCCGCGACUCCCAAGCCUCCCCCAAGCUGUCAAAACGAAGGGGGAAGGCCGCCAGCACAGAGGCGCCGGAGUGUGGCGCAGCUUUGCCGGCAGCCUUCCUCUUUCAUUUCAACAGCUCAGGGGAGGCUUGGGAGUCGCGGGCAGGUGGCGCACCCAGGGGUGACAUUUUUUGGAAGGCUGGCACGGCCUUCCAGAAGGCAGCACCUGGCUUGCAGCCCCCAGAGUGCAGCUCCACUUCUCCCAAUGUUCCCGGAGGGCUAUGGAGGAGGAUGACUGGAGAAUGGUAGGUUAGAUGGGAAUGGGGUGAGCGAGGAAGUAUUGGUGGCAGGGAGGGGGCAGGAGGCGGAGAUGUGGGAUGGUGGGUAGGGGUGCCCCGAAUGUGUCUGGGUUUUUGUAACCCUAAACUGCAUUUACUUCGCAUUACCCUCAAGAUAACAAGUUUUAUAUUGUGCCUCAUGAUUCACUGCUCCCCUUGUGAAGUGUUAAUAAAAUUAGCAGGCUCAGCUUACAUCGUAUUGUGUGUGUGUGUGUGUGUGUGUGUGUGUGUGUACAGUCCAUAAAUAGUGUUUACCUAGAACCUUUAAUAAAGUUUAAAAAUAAUGAGGCUGAAAUACAGAACUAUAUACUUUUCUUGUUUUUAAGAUUUAGAAAUCACAAUAGUGUGUGAUGAGACAAACACUUUCCUUGUUUUAAUCAAAUGUCUUAGUAGAUUCUACUUAUUUAAAAAUGACAGGCAUUUUGGACAGACUUGUUAGCAGUAAUUAUAUCCAUGGCAUGCUAUUAGGAAAAUAUACUGCCCCACCAGUGUUUUGGCUUUUAAAAAAAUACAGGAUAUUGCCAUAAUCAGUUUUUUAAAAAUAUAUUGAGGUGAGGGAUAAUUGUAACAUUCAAAACAGGUUUAUUUAGAAGUGGUCUAUGUUUACUUUAAUUUGGAUUUAGUCUGCCUUUUAGCCCAAGACGGCUGAGUACCCUACACAGAUUAGAAUGCUAAAAUUUUAUCUCAUGUUGCCCCUCUUUAAUUUUAAAAUACCUAAGGUGUUUCCCUUUCUUGAGUCUCUCCUUGUAUUACCAUAUGUUUUGUAUGUCUCGUGACAUUUAAACACUUAAUAAAAGCACUGCAGGGACGCGGGUGGCGCUGUGGGUUAAACCACAGAGCCUAGGACUUGCCGAUCAGAAGGUCGGCGGUUUGAAUCCCCGCGACGGGGUGAGCUCCCGUUGCUCGGUCCCUGCUCCUGCCAACCUAGCAGUUCGAAAGCACAUCAAAGUGCAAGUAGAUAAAUAGGUACCGCUCCGGUGGGAAGGUAAACGGCUUGUCCGUGCGCUGCUCUGGUUCGCCAGAAGCGGCUUAGUCGUGCUGGCCACAUGACCCGGAAGCUGUACCCGGCUCCCUCGGCCAAUAAAACGAGAUGAGCACCGCAACCCCAGAGUCGGUCACGACUGGACCUAAUGGUCAGGGGUCCCUUUACCUUUACUAAAAGCAAUGCAAUAUUAUAACGGGAUGGAAAUUUUCUCAACGCCUGGUAAAAAAGACUUUGGAAACUACAAAGAUUGGCCAAAUAAAAAUUGGCACAUUCUGUAUCAAAAAUAUGUACAUAGCCAUCUCAAAUGUAGAUGUAUUUUCACUGAGGUGGGGAAAUUGUAGUUAAGCAUCUCACUUUGGGCACAUUUUAGCCAAAUUUCAGCCUGGCCUGUCUCCUGCUGAAAUCAGAGUUUCAUGUUGCUUGGAAGUAAAUCCUGCUGAUUCUACUCCCAACAUAUGCACACAAUGUUUCCCCAGAUUAGCAUCUCAGCUCUGAGCUCUUUCAAUUGCUCAUCCAAUAGUUGUCAGAUUAUAGCAACAAUCAGUGAGGCGUUCAACAGUGUCUUUUUCAUAUUGGGUUCUUUUUGUCUCCCCCUUAACACUGCCUUGAAAACUUGUGUCUGUCUCUUUAAGUAAACAAUGCAUUCUGUUCCCACACCAAUGGAUUCGGUUUCACUUUUAUAACUAGCACCACACAGAUAGAAAGUUAAAAGUAAUAUAAGAUGAAGGUAUUUGACAAACCAGAGCAUCCUUAUCCAUUUGUAAACUUUCUUAAUCACCAGUAAUUAAGCUAAGCUUUUUGCUUUGUUUUUCAGCCUGUUAAUUAAUGCCUCUUAUUAUGCCAGCAGCCAAAUUGCCUUCUGGGUAAUAAUUAAUUGGCAGAUGGAUCACCCAAGUCGUAAUUGCUUCCAGUCUCAAAAACAGUUAAAAUAAGGAAGGUUUUUGCUGAUCUGAUGCCCUGAAGGCUAACACUGAGAACUAUUGUGUCGUGUCUGGGUACAAUGGGGGUUCCUCUCUCUAAGACCCUCCUCCACAUCUGAAAACUUAUUGUCUCAGGUGAAUGGCUUCCAUCAGGUCAUGUAAGGUUAUCCCUUAUCUCCCUAUCUUCAAAGAGGGAAUGGGACACCAAGAUCUUCAUCUUGGCUAUCAUAAUUUUUUCCGCUGACAGAAAAAAAAAGCGCUGACAGCCGAAAACUAGUCAGCCAUCUCUGCUCCCCAAAAGUCAACUCCAUACUCCUAAUAUAUGUGUAAUAUUUGCACACUUUUUGUUUGAGAACUGCACUGCAAAAUUUGGAGAAUACAAAUUUCGGAGAAAAGUUGUGUUUAGUUUCCCAUAUGGCUUGGGGGAAUGCAAAUUAGGCUUGAAUUAAAAGGUGGACUGAGUCAGAUUUCUCCCCCAUCCUUAUGAAUACACAUGCAUGAAUCAGCUAUCAGCUCAGUAAUGAGUUCACUGCCAUCAAGUGUAUGUCUAACCAACAUAUUUUCACAUGACACCCAUGAGAGCUGUUUGUGCCCAGAAUAUGUAACAUACUGCCUUGUGUUACUUUUGUGAAUAAUGCCCCACAGAAAAAUAGUUGUCAAACAAACUUGCAUGUUGAAAACUACCAUUAUCAUGUUGAUCCUUUAAUGAAAGUUGCAGAGAGAGGCAUCUCUGAAGACAUAUGCUGUAUACAUAAUGGACUAACAGAAUUAUGUAUAAUAGGAUUUAUGAACUAUCUGUAAAGGCAAGAUUCCAAAGACAACCGCUCUUGCCAGUUGUACAUAGCAAUGGAUCGCCAUUUUAAGUAAACAAAGUAAAGAUUGUGUCUGCCACAAGAAUUCUAGAGAUUUAUCCUCCAAGCUCUUCAAUAUAAAUGCAUCUGUCCUUUUGCUUAAAUCCUUCCCAUCUGUUCUCAUAUACGGUUCCAGUCUCAAGCAGUGAUUAACCAGCUACUGUGGAAAAACACCUGUUCCUUUAAUUCAUGGUCAUGGGUUAGUUAUUUAAAGUAAGCUAUGACUUGCUUAGAAUUUUGAAAAUCAGUAUGAAAACCCAAUUAAUAUAAUACAUCAGACAACAGAACUGCAGGUUAUACAGGUUGCAGAACUGCGGUUGAGUGGUAUAAUUAAUUAGAGACAGACAGUCUCUGGCAAGAACUUUCACCCUUAGCUCUUCAAUGUGUGUGGCAUAGUAUUAUCAUUUGGGUCCAUUGGUCCAUGAUACCAACUCCAUGCCACUUUUUCAGAGCUCUUCCUUUCCACUCUCCCACUGUGUUUUUAUUUACUUUCCUCCCUCCCUUCCUGAAAUCAUUCAGUUGAUUCAGCUGCAAUGAAACCAAGUGCUUGUAACCUGAUUUGGAUUUGGGACAUAGCAUUUUAAUUGUCGCAGCUGUCUCCUACAAUCAAUUGUAUGGACCCCAAAUAGGAAAAUAAUUAGCUAUUAUAAGAAUCCAGUUCACUUAGCUUCCAUUCCCUAAAGUUAGACAACGUACUUCACACACAAGCUGAUGAAAGGUUGUGAUCUAAUGCUCUGAUCAGAGGUGCCAACUUGAAUAAAAUAUGGGGGGGGGCAGGCAGUGCUUUUUUCAGGGGGUACUCACGGAUAUGCAUUACUGGCACCUCUUGUCAAAAGUGUGGCACUUACUGUAACAACUUCAUAAAGAGGAUGGGCAACUAUUUUUCUAUUUAAAGAAGUACUGGGGGCAAGUUCAUAAUCGAUCACAAGAUGUGGCACAUGCACACCGUUUGAAUGGCAAUGUCCAUCAGCUUUGUGGAGGGGCAGCCCCUCAAAUAUUUCAUUUGGGCGGGGCAAAGGGACCUGAUAAUAGUAAUAGUAAUAAUAAUAAUUUAUUAUUUCUACUCCGGCCAUCUGGCUGGGUUUCCCCAGCCACUCUGGGCGGCUUUCAACAGAACAUUAAAAACAGAAUAAAACUUCAAACAUUAAAAACUUCCCUAAACAGGGCUGCCUUCAGAUGUCUUCUAAAAGUCAGAUAGUUGUUUAUUUCCUUGAUAUUUGAUGGGAGAGCGUUCCACAGGGCAGGUGCCACUACCAAGAAUGCCCUCUGCAUGAUUCCCUGUAACCUUACUUCACGCAGUGAGGGAACUGCCAGAAGGCCCUCAGAGCUGGACCUCAGUGUCCAGGCUGAACAAUGGGGGUGGAGGUAGGUAGCCGUGUUGGUCUGCCAUAUUUGAAGAAGCGUGCAUGCACACGAAAACUCAUACCAAUAACAAACUUAGUUGGUCUCUAAGGUGCUACUGGAAGGAGUUUUUUUAUUUUGUUUCGGUGGGGGUGGAGACGCUCCUUCAGGUAUAUUGGGCCGAGGCUGUUUGGGACCUUGGCCUCUAGGAAUGGCUCCUAUGGCUCUGGUAGUCUCCCAUCUCCUCGUUACUGUCACUCGGGUUUCUUCCUCCUCUAGUCCCGCAAAAGUGUUAUGCCCACUUUCUGGGCUAUGUGCAACCCUUGUGUUUGGCUGCUCAGAGUGACCUGUCAAUCAGUGCCCACCCAGGUCAAGAGCCCUUAAAAACAGAAUGCUGCCAACAACCCUUUAUCUUUAAUCCCUUGUUGUGCAACCAACGCCAGAGACUACAGGGUCAGAAGUGACCUGAAGAGGAGGUUUUGCUGUUAUAUUUUCUAGCAUAGGGUUACAUUGGCUAAUAUUCCGGGUCAGUUGUUUACUACUCAUUAAUACCACUCCACUUAAAUAAACUGCUUAAUUAGGAUUCUCUGGCUGGACUGAUUUCUGAAUGUGCUUAAGGGCUGUUCGUCCUCUCCUGUUGGUUGAACUGCACUGGUUUAAAGUGCCCUGGAGGUCAAAAAGGGGUGACGGGUGGAAGCUGCCAGGCAGGAGACAUGGAGUUUGGCUGGCUGUCCUCCUACUCCCAAGUAGAACACCAUAAAGUAGUGGGAAUCCUGCACACCUUGCCCUAGGUGACAGAGGGGCAGAUAGCAAGAAGAGAGAGUAGGGUGUGUCAUCCGCUGCUAGUGAGCUACUCUGCUGGGUUGGCAUUGGAGUGGAGGGACACCAUCCAUAACAGCAUUCAAAUCAAAGACUGCCCAAAGACUUCAGUCGUUCAGCUGUGAUGUUAUACUAGCUCUUAUGAACCAAAGGCUGGAAUCCAGUGAGUGUGUGCACACCAACUGGAGAGCGAUAGCAAGGUGAACAUUAUAAGAGCUUUUAAAAGUAGCAAAUGUCAUAUAUUCAAGGGCAUGAGCAUGGUUGCACAAGGAAAGAAAAAAUCCACAGGGGGAAAAACAUUUUGCUGCAUUAUAGAGAAAAACUUUUCUUACUUUCUGCAUCCAUUCCCCUAUUUGGAAUGCCAGAAUCCAAAACAGUCAUAAACUGCAUUUAAGGCUUAAUCAUGAGCAUGACUGGAGCUAUUGUUGUUGUUAUGUCGGCUUUUUAAAAAUUCCAUGCUAUGAUUCUUCAUUUACUGCCCCAGUUUUGCUCUGUAGCAUCAAAGAUUUAAGAGCUUUGAGGAAAGGCAGAAUCUGCAAUAAAAACACUUUUUAAGUGUACCAUUAGCAUUCAUGCAGUCAUGCUUUCACAGAGUCUUCUUAAAUGGCUUAGAUGCAAACAGAAGGCUUCUCUGUUUUCUUUUAUAGCCCCAGCAUCUUCUGGUCCAUUCAUUUUUAGCGCAAUUGGAUUCCAGCAGACAUUAUCCUUCAAGACGUCUUCAUUCUGAAUGAAGCUUGCUCUUCCAGCAACUCCCCUCCCCACCCAGCCCUAUGAGGCAACUGGCUACUCAUGAUUUAAAGCAACGCUGCCCAAAGAGGCGGAGAGGCCUAUGACAAGGAAGCAGGUUAGACAGAUGCUCCAGAGACCAGAGCCUGUGAUGAGUUGGCAUCCAGUAAAUGAUUCAGUGUGGCGAAGCGACGCAGUUGUUAUCUGUCAACAGCAGCAGACUGCAACCUGAACCCAGGAAAACAUGUUCUCAAAUGGGACACUGACCCACAACAAUGCAGAUACAAAUGCCAACAUAGAAUACAGUGGUACCUCAGGUUAAGUACUUAAUUCAUUCUGGAGGUCUGUACUUAACCUGAAACUGUUCUUAACCUGAAGCACCACUUUAGCUAAUGGGGCCUCCUGCUGCCACCGGAGCACGAUUUCUGUUCUCAUCCUGAAGCAAAGUUCUUAACCCGAGGUACUAUUUCUGGGUUAGUGGAGUCUGUAACCUGAAGCAUAUGUAACCUGAAGUGUAUGUAACCCGAGGUACCACUGUACAGUGAAACAGUCCCAGCAGGGAUAUUAGGAAAACUUCCGUCUCUUCCCUUUAUCUUCUUCUUGGUAGAGGGGGAAAAAUGAAAAUCUCAUCAACCAAAGAGGCAGGGGCAAGAAAUUGUCGGAUCAUGGGGAAGGAAUUUGCAUAAAACCUGCCGACUCUUUCAGAACUGAUGAGGCAAGGUGAGGUGGCUGCCUCAGGCAUAUGAUGGGGGGGGGGCAUUAAGGACAGCAGAUUGAAGGCAGCCUGAUAUGGCCCUUACUCAGUUCUGCAUAAGUCUCAUGGAAAUGAACAGGCAUUGCACAAGGUUUCCUAUCCACUAUGCAGUUCUGUUCCAGGAGUAAAAGGAGAUUUGUUCAGGCUGUCACAUACAGCUGCUGUGGAUGAACUGCAUAUGAAGCAAUAGUGCUUGCUGCCUUUUAAAGAGCAGAGACCCAUCUGAGCCCUGUGGGACUGCCGCGCUGAGACUGGAGCUCAAUCUGUGCCUGCUCCUGCAGGUAGAACUUCAGAUCAUCUGCCCUCAUAUGACGCCACGUGAUGGACCCUGCACAUCUGUCAACAAAGGCCCUCCCACCAGGUCCACUUCCUCACCCUAGACCUAGGCAGCGUGAACCAUCCUGGGAUAUAGUUUAAUGAACGGUGGUAUAGAAAUGCGUUAAAAUAAAUGCAUUCCUGUGGGGCACUAUUGGGCUUCACCACAGAGAAUUGGGCUUCAGGAGACAAGAUCAGCAAUGGUGGGGAAUCUGUUUGGCAUUAAUGGCCUUAUCAUUUAAUAACUCCUAGGACUCUAGGACUUUCUGACCAGAAAGCAGUUUAAAAACUGAUAGUGUAACACGUAGAGGUAUUGCCCUAAUAUGGAUUUUGGAAUUUUUCUUAUGGGCCAACAAAACUGCCUUUAAUAUUUGGUCAGUAUAUAAAACAACAUUUUAAAAAUCUAACAGCAUCUGAUAUACAGUGUGCAGUGGGAAAGUCACCCUAAAUUUUGAAUAUUUAUGGAUAUUUUGUUUGUCUCUAAUAAAAUAGAUACUUCUUGGGGGGUUUUCUCAGUAGGCUCUAAGGAAAGUUGAAAAACAUUCACAGUGAAAUUCACAUUUAAUUAAUUUAUUGCAGUGUUCAAGUCUAAAUUACAUUUAUAAGAGGGAGUUGCAAGAUGUCUAAGCUAUAUUCUUACCCUUCAAAAGUAGCAGUAAUGGAAAUUGGUUCUUACUGACAAAACAAUUAGCUUGGAACACGAUGAAGUUAAAAUUCCACUAGUUAAUUUAUUGUGGUUUCAAGAACAAGCACAAACAAAGUGUUCUUUGGGGAUAAAAAUCAGUAGAACACUUGAUGUUUGGCACAGACCAGAUGAUCCCAGGUGUGCCACCACUUUCUCGCAGUUCCUUUUGGCAAUAAUUCAUUUCCCUUACCUGAUCUUUUAGGUUUCCUUAUGGCAGGUGUGGGAGAGGAAGUCCCAUUACAUGUGCACACAUAAGUCCUACUUACUGCUACGUGUACACAGAAGUUAAGAGCCUUAAUAAGGUGCAAUCCCUUAGCAAAAGUUGGCCCAAUACACUAUUAAAUGUUCUCAUUAAAACAAAAAACUACUGCAAUAUGUUCAAACCUACAAGUUCACAUACAUUUCCCCCCUUUUCUGUUGUGACUGCUUUGUUCCCAUUCCAUCCACAUAUAACCUGCAAAUACGGUAAUCCUCUGUUCUGCAAUUUACGGAAGCAGUAGUUAUUUCAUACAGCACCUCUCAACAAAGAAUAAAGGAAUGAGGAUGCAGGAUUUGCAAGUUCUUAAAGAACUGCCUCAUUGAUUGAAUGAAAAUCCCACCGGUACAGCAUUCUGUUUGCAACACCAGCCAGAGAGAUGCCUUUAGGGAGCUCAUAAAAAGGCAAGAAUGUCUCUUGCCUAUUGUCUCUCUCCAGCAUCUGGUUAUAGAGAUACAGUAUACUGCCUCUGUGUAAAGAGGUUCCAUUUCUCUGUUAUGGCUAAUAAUAAUUGAUAAGCAUGAUUAUCAGUUCAUGAAUAGUUUUACUCCAUUAAUUUAUCCAAUAUUUUAAAACAGCCAUCUGAGCCAAGAACUGGAGGGCUGAAUCUUCCAGUGACAAAUUAGAUUUGGCCCCAAAAGUAUCACUGUGGAAGUGUGACCGCUUCAGUGACAAAGUGCUGUUGCAGCCACAGAGGGCAAAUCUAAUUUAAAGUUGUUGUUUAAAAGGAAAACAACUUGAUUUGGAAGUUCACAGGUUUGCAAGCUCUGCCCAUUCUUGAAUAUAGAUUCCUACAUCAACCGGAGAAUUUGGGCAGCUGUACUUGAGGCUUAAAGACUGGCAAGCCACUUGCUAAGAGUAAUACUAGAAACUAAGAGUUACAUGCUGACAGAGGCCUGAAGGGCCGGAUUCAAUGUCGACAUCUGUUUUCCCUCCCCUGCCACAAGGGAGAAUAAUAAUAAUCUCACUUAAGGACUAAGUAGAAAGCUAAGACCAUGCGGCAGCUUCUUGGUCUGAGGGUCUGAAGUCAACAACAGAAGCCCUGUCCACCUCUGCGUCUGGUCCUUUGACCUCUCACAGAAGCUAGACUUCUGUCUCAACACACCUGGGAGAUUAAUAAACUGAAGGGUAGGCAUGCAGGAGAAAUCCAUUCAGCUGGCAUUUGAAGCCUUAUCUAUCAAAUCUGCACUUCCCCAAACAAUACACCGACUGGCCAGCUAAAGCAGGUGAGGGUAGCCUAUAGGUCUCAAACCCUCAGUGAGUUAGGGAAUUCCCCUGCGUGUAAAGACAGGCUCCGGCAAACUGAAUUCACACUAAACUCCUGAUGAAUUUUCACUGCAGAAAUGCAGAGAACUGAAAUACAGUGGUACCUCGGGUUACAUACGCUUCAGGUUACAUACGCUUCAGGUUACAGACUCCGCUAACCCAGAAAUAGUGCUUCAGGUUAACUUUGCUUCAGGAUGAGAACAGAAAUUGUGCUCUGGCGGCGCGGCAGCAGCAGGAGGCCCCAUUAGCUAAAGUGGUGCUUCAGGUUAAGAACAGUUUCAGGUUAAGUACCUCUGGAAUGAAUUAAGUACUUAAACUGAGGUACCACUGUAAUAAUAAUAAUAAUAAUAAUAAUAAUAAUAUUUUUUUUAUUUAUACCCCGCCCUUCCCAGUUCAAAAACCGGGCUCAGGGUGGCUAACAACAAAUUUAAAACACUUAAUUGUAAAAGCAGCAUAAAAUACAGUAUAAAAACAUGAAUAACAAUAAAAUUCAAAGUUCAGAAAUCAAUUUAGGGGAAAUCCAUCUAAUAAGCAUUAGAUAAUCACCAGGGCUAGCUGGCUGAAUUGGUCCUACUUGGGCCAGCAAGGAGGCCAGGGGAGAAUUACCUGUUGGGUCUCAGAGCAGGUGAACUUCAUAAAAGGGGAGAGGGAGGGAAGAGAAGGGAAAUAAAAGAUCAGGCUGAAUUCAAAUUAAAGGCCAGGCGGAAUAGCUCUGUCUUACAGGCCCGAUGGAAGGAGGUUAAAUCCUGAAGGGCCCUAGUCUCCUGGGACAGAGCAUUCCACCAGGUCGGAGCCAUCACUGAAAAGGCCCUGGCCCUGGUGGAGGAUAGUCUGACUUCCUCAGGGCCUGGGACCUCUAAACUGUGGUUAUUCAUGGACCUUAAGGUCCUCUGCGGGGCAUACCAGGAGAGACGGUCCCGUAAAUGAGGAUUGGAAAAUGACAAGAGGAGUGAACCACAACUGAGACAGGUCCUUCCAUACUUAUUGAAGAGAAAUAUAUAGCUGAACUCCUCUUUGGUUAGCAGCUUUUGGCAAGGUAAUGCAGGAAUUAUCCACCUAUUCCUAGUUGUGUCUUGUGCAAAAGUGUGAGUAAUAUGUCUGCUAAAGACAUGUGAAAUUAAUAGAGCUGUGUGUGUCCCAAGAGGCAGUGUGUAAAUCCUGAUGUUAAUUACUUGUCCCAGACUAGCUGGGGCCACAAAUGCACCAAACUAAGGCCUGAAUGUGUUUGCCAAAUAAUAAACGUAAUCUUCUAGAGGUUCCUGUGGAUACAGACACAAUCCAUCAACACUGCAGCAUCUUAUAAACACAAGAAAGCUCUUAUUACAUGCUAUCAUGUUGCUGCUUGUCUGAUGCUCACUGCCAUGGAAGGCUUAGAGGACACAUCAGAGCUGUCAUUGUCUCUCAAACAAAACAGAAGAGUUACAGGAAAUUCUUGAUUCCACCCAUGCACACCUAGGUCUAGUGCCAUCUAGGAACUUUGUCUCUGUCAUGACACAAGCCACACAACACACUUCCUGCCUGGAGAGCUCUUGCUCACUUUCUAAAUGACAUUUUGGUUGGUCUUUAUAAAGAUUUUGCCUGGCUAUGGUAUGGAUGGUACUUUUUUUCUUAUGGCCCAACACAAUGUUUGUGAGUCUUAGAGAAUACUGUAUGUUAACUUCUCCAAACAUGAAAAUCAGGGAUAUCUUCCUUCCCAGUCUGAUGACAGCAGUCCUUUCAGUUUCCUGGUAGAAGUCCAACCGCUGCAACAUGCAGUUGCACUCACUUUCCUCACUUUGCCCAGGCUACACUUUUCAGAGAAUUUGCUCUGCUGUAUUGUGGCCCCAUGCCAUAUGUAGGCGUAAUAUAUUUUGUAGUUGCUCAGAGACAUCUGACAUCUUUGCAUCCCCCCAACAUGACAUGUCUCAGAAAUGAUAAUGAAGUAGUUGUUCACAUAUGGCGUAAAUUGAAUGCUCUUGUGAAAAACAGAUCAAUUGUCGUGAAGGGUUUUUGCAUGCAAGAAAAAUAUUGUAUCAAACAUCUGUGCACGGGCAUCUUUUUUGUGUCCAACAUUUCUUAAAAUUACAGUUGUAUGAUGGCUCAAACCUCCUGGCAAAUAGAAGGGGGAGAAAUGGAGGCGGUGAGAGAUUUUACUUUCUUGGGUUCCAUGAUCAUUGCAGAUGGUGACAGCAGUCAUGAAAUUAAAAGACGCCUGCUUCUUGGGAGCAAAGCAAUGACAAACCUAGGCAGCAUCUUAAAAAGCAGAGACAUCACCUUGCCGACAAAGGUCCGUGUAGUUAAACCUAUGGUUUUCCCAGUAGUGAUGUAUGGAAGUGAGAGCUGGACCAUAAAGAAGGCUGAUCGCCAAAGAAUUGAUGCUUUUGAAUUAUGGUGCUGGAGGAGACUCUUGAGAGUCCCAUGGACUGCAAGAAGAUCAAACCUAUCCAUUCUGAAGGAAAUCAGCCCCGAGUGCCCACUGGAAGGACAGAUCCUGAAGCUGAGGCUCCAAUACUUUGGUCACCUCAUGAGAAGAGAAGAUUCCCUGGAAAAGACCCUGAUGUUGGGAAGAGGAAAAGGCGACGACAGAGGCAUAGCUGUCAACUUUUCCCUUUUCUUGCGAGGAAUCCUAUUUGGAAUAAGGGAAUUUCCCUUUAAAAAAAGGAAACAUUGACAGCUAUGGACAGAGGAUGAGAUGGCUGGACAGUGUUCUCGAAGCUACUAACAUGAGUUGAACUGCAAGAGGCAGUGCCUGGUGUGUUCUGGUCCAAGAGAGUCGGACACGACUAAACAACAACAACUUUAUGAACCACAUUCAUUUCAUUUUGAGCCAUAUAUGAGCCCUGCCAUGCUGUUAAAAACACUGCAAUGUCAUGUCACAAUAAAUUUAAAUGGUCCUUAUGUAUUGAUCCACAUAUAGUAAAUUUAGUGCUUUCAUUUAUGACAAAGUACCUAAUUGUGAGGAAUUCUAUACCAAUGCACUAAAACCAGACAGUGACAAAACUGACAUAGGAGUUCCUUCAUCAGAGCAACAAAACCCAGCCCAAUAAACCCUGCAGCCUCGGUAUUUAAUUUUGCCAUGGCUCAGGUCUUCCUGGAGGCCAGUUCUCAGGCUUGUAAGCAUUUUGCUUUCAUCCCAGGCACAUGAAGGUCAGCAGGGCUCGUGCUCAAGCUCUUUACUGUUUUGCAUAUCCAAAGGCAGAACCCCAGGACUCAUAGCUAAUCUACAAAGUGCAAGGGUCUGUUAGUAGACUGAGAGAGCUGCUAAAUGAAAGAUUACACCUAAAAGUUGGUUAACAACUGUUUGGAUAAAGUCAAGCACUUAGUGCAUCACUGCAGUUUGCUGCUCUGUCAAACAACAGUUUUUGGCUCGCAUUUAGAACUGUGAACUCCGAGCAGCAGGCCGGGGCUAUUUUUAGCAGAGCACUUAGUUUAAUGAAGUUGAACUUGCCUCAAGAGGUUUCCAUGAAAAGCCAAAAUGCUUUCAGAAGUCUGGAAUCCGGAGCUUUUGAUUCCAUGUGUUUGCUCAGAGCAAACUUUGUUUCCCUUCACUCUGCAGUUUCAUAAAGCUUUGACAAUAUUCAAAAUCAUCUGCCUAGACCACAAUUAGACCUAUGUCAAAUUAUAUUUUUAUGUUUUUUUAUUUUUUAAAUGAUAUUUAUUAAAAUUUCAAAAAAAGGAUUACAUUGAUAAGAAAAGUAACAAUAGAAAAAAGAAAAAUACAAAGUACAAAAACAAACAAACAAUUAAAAACAAUUCCAUCUUUUCCUCACUUCUCUUACAUUUACUUGUUUCCCGGACCUCCUCAUACCUCCCUUUUUUGUAUUCCAAUUCAAUUUAUUAGUCCAGCAAUUCCUUUCCCUCCUUUUUAAUCCUGAUCUUUAAUCUUAAUAUAUUAUAGCAUUAGGUUUUUGCAUAUUGAAAACCAAUUUUUCCAUCUUCUUUUAUACCAUUACAGCUAGAAACCGCUUAACUUCAAUCCAACAUCAUUCUAACAUUCAUUAAUUUUACAAUAUUUCUGUAAGUAGUCUUUAAAUUUCUUCCAAUCUUCUUCCACCGACUCUUCUCCCUGGUCUCUGGUCUUUCAUUCAACCUAUUUUUAAAGUAGGUUCCUGUUUAAUUACGGUCCGGGCAGCUGAUCUACCGUACUUGUAAUAUGUAUAUGCUCAUUAUCUUUCCUUAUGGAACAUGGAACAUGUAUAUUGUAUGGGAAGGUCAGGAGGAAAAUAGUGGGGUAGAGGAAAGGGUUAAGAACUGGUAGCCACUGGUAGCCUUCUGACCCCUGCCUUUGCCAUCCAAGUUGGAAAUGGGAAUUGCAACCAAACAGCCCACAAAUUACAGAACACAUAUGCGAACACAGAGGUGACCUAUGGGUUUAUGAUGGUUUCUGAGGAGAAGCCUUGGCAAAAUAACCAAAUCUAAGGUUUGCUUCCGUCUGAUCCGCCACUAUAAGCUGCAGUGUGAAGGUAGCUUUUGGGGACGCCAUGUGAAAAACUGCAAAUUCAGGGAUAUCCAUUUUAAUUCUAAUGGACCCAAAUUUUACGUGGACCCUGAAGAAAUGCAAAGAACCUCUCUUCCCCACUCCGUUUUCUUCCUUUCUGCUGGUGUGUGUGUGUGUGGAGAGAGAAACAGCUGGAGCCUGUGGCGUCCGCACAGCCGUCCAGAUUCCAAAAAGGUGAGCAAGACCUUGAGAACAACCACCUGCCACCCAGCCACAGCUUUCAGCAUUCAGAAACCAAGGCAGAAAUAGCGUUCAGGUGGGCUGCAAGUUCACUGGAUGGAAAACAAGUUUUUCCUAUGAAGAAAUUGCGCUUGAAUGCUGGGGAAAUUAAUAUUCCAGCAAAAGCACUCACAUCAGGAAGGAAAUGGAUUUGUACAACAAAUGAGUAACAACUGACUCGGCAACAACAGCAGCAAAAAAAUCAAUAUGUCUGAAAUAAAUACAUCUGAAAUCAAUGCACCAUCUCAAAAAUCACCUUCCCUGUUCCUACACUGCCUAGGUCACAUCUUGAUUUUCCUGGCACUCAAACCUGCUUUUUGCCUAACUGGCUUCUGCUGGGCUUCCCCACCUUCAGACCCCCCCAUCUUGGGUGGCGCCCACAGCCCCGUCCCAGAAGGCGCCCCCCUCCCCUGUGCACUGAGGAGGAGGAGGAGGCAAGUGAGCCGGCACAGGCAGACAGCCACACAAGCAAGUGAGCCGGCACAGGCAAGCAGCAACACAGGCAAGUGAGCCGGCACAGGCAGGCAGCCACACAAGCAAGUGAGUUGGCACAGGCAAGCAGCAACACGGGCAAGUAAGCCGGCACAGGCAGGCAGCGACACAGGCAAGUAAGCCGGCACAGGCAGGCAGCCACACAGGCAAGUGAGCCGGCACAGGCAAGCAGCAACACAGGCAAGUGAGCCGGCACAGGCAGGCAGCCACACAGGCAAGUGAGCUGGCACAGGCAAGCAGCAACACAGGCAAGUGAGCCGGCACAGGCAGGCAGCCACACAGGCAAGUGAGCCGGCACAGGCAGGCAGCCACACAGGCAAGUGAGCCGGCACAGGCAGGCAGCCACACAGGCAAGUGAGCCGGCACAGGCAGGCAGCCACACAGGCAAGUGAGCCAGCACAGGCAAGUAGCAACACAGGCAAGUGAGCCGGCACAGGCAGGCAGCCACACAGGCAAGUGAGCCGGCACAGGCAAGCAGCAACACAGGCAAGUGAGCCGGCACAGGCAGGCAGCCACACAAGCAAGUGAGUUGGCACAGGCAGGCAGCCACACAGGCAAGUAAGCCGGCACAGGCAGGCAGCCACACAGGCAGGUGAGCCGGCACAGGCAGGCAGCCACACAGGCAAGUGAGCCGGCACAGGCAAGUAGCAACACAGGCAAGUGAGCCAGCACAGGCAGGCAGCCACACAGGCAAGUGAGCCGGCACAGGCAAGCAGCAACACAGGCAAGUGAGCCGGCACAGGCAGGCAGCCACACAGGCAAGUGAGCCGGCACAGGCAGGCAGCCACACAGGCAAGUGAGCCGGCACAGGCAAGCAGCAACACAGGCAAGUGAGCCGGCACAGGCAGGCAGCCACACAAGCAAGUGAGCCAGCACAGGCAGGCAGCCACACCCUCACGCGUGAGGAAGUCUCUUGGCACUUACUCAGGCUUACUUCUGAGUAGGAGGCCGAGUUCUUGGCUAUGUCUCGUCGCUUCUCCCUUUACUCACCUCAGGGGGCUGUUGUGACACCCAUCGACCCACCCGCAAUGUGCAUUCCCCCUGCCCUGAGAAUGUACUCAGAGCAAAUAUAGCACUGAUAGCAAGGUGAUGCAGGCGCCUGGAACACAUUCUUGUUUGGUAGUCACUAAAAUGAAGUUUAGUCUGUAGCAGCAAGCGAACAAGACCCCCAAGGGAAGCAGCAGAGCACAUGCAUUUCCCUGGCUUCUGCUGAAAAGAGGGAUGGGGCGUGUCAGAGGCUCCCUUCAUAAGUUGCUUUAAUAUUAUUAUUAUUAUUAUUAUUAUUAUUAUUAUUAUUAUUUUACACGAACUUGAUCUGAAAUACAAAUGUGUGGUCCUGGUUCAACGGAAUGUGAGAAGAGUGAACAACCAGCAUUAGUAGGGAACCAGGAAGGGUCGCAACUAAUGAGCAAAACAGAUUGGGGAAAAGUGUGUUGCGAAAGAGCUGUAACAAGAAAAAACAGAGCAGUAAGAAAUGCUCUGGCUCCAUCUGGUGGGAGGAGCGAGGAAAUGUCCUGCUACCAUCUGCAUCCCAUCCCAUUUUCUUUUGAGAAGUUUCAGAUCAUGUAGUGGAACAUCUCUCAACUCUAGUAAGCUCAAGGAACUCGAAGAAGCUCAAAGCUACAAAUGUUUAAAAGCUACCAAGGCACAGCCUGUGAAAUCAAAACUGCCAUGAUCCAAAGGGUGUUGUUUGUUCCUCUGUCGUGUCAACCAGUAGUUUUGAGCAUCUUAUGCUUCUGAAGUAGGCUUUGGUUGUGCCAACUUGGGUGAAAUGGUUUGCCUCUGCUGAGCUGUAAAUAUCCAAACAAGCACAGGCUUACAAAAGGGAACUCAAAAUCCCAGUGUGCUGUUUCCAGUCCCUUUCCACUCCAUAUAAAGAGAAUACUAACCGUUGACAGAGCUAAGUACUUCGAAAGCAUAAGAUGCUACUUCCAUGUCUUUCACCCUGGCAGAAACAACCUGCUGCUCUCCGGCUGUUGGGCUCCACUGCCUUAUCUGCAUCAAAAUUAAUUUCAGUGUUCCAUAUUUCACACUAGAGCAAGAUCGGAGCAAUAUCGACCCCAAUCAGUUUUCUAGCAAAUCAACAAAGAUUGCCACUAAGAGUAAGCCUCCAGACUGGCCCAUUUAUCUAAUUUGUUUUUAAACCGAGCAGAUGGAGUUUCUUUGCUUAGCGUUGCCUCUGCUGCCUUGGAGCUAUGUACCCAAGCCCGGCUCUGGGGCCAUGCCAACGGAAGCAAACAACUUGCUUUGAAUACCUUUCUUGUUCAAAGCUGCAGAUGUUCUCCCUUGGGCCAAUGGGCCUCACAAGCCGUGGACAUUCUAGAGGUGUUCCCUUUCUGCUGUCUGCAGAGCUAUGUUUGCAGAUGCAAACUGGAGCUGAAGAGGCAGUGUUUGGCUUUUGCUUGGCUCAUGGCAUCCUCUGGUUAUUUUCCCUAUUUGAAAAAACAACAACAUGUUCCACAAACAUUUCCACCCACGAGAGAGCAAGGGUUUAGAACAGGAGUCAGUUUUCCAUAACAAAUGCAGGAAGUCUUUUUCAUCCGCAGGUGAGGAUGGGUGGACAUCCUCUAUCUGGUUUCUUUAAAAAAAAAAGUAGAGAAAAAAGCAACACUGUGGUAUGUUUUAGCUUCCACUAGUGUAAAAGGUAAAGGGACCCCUGACCAUUAGGUCCAGUCACGGACAACUCUGGGGUUGCAAUGCUCAUCUGGCUCUAUAGGCCGAGGGAGCCGAUGUUUGUCCGCAGACAUGUGGUCAUGUGGCCAGCCUGACUAAGCCGCUUCUGGUGAACCAGAGCAGCGCAUGGAAACACUGUUUACCUUGCUGCAGGAGCGGUACCUAUUUAUCUACUUGCACUGGUGUGCUUUCGAACUGCUAGGUGGGCAGGAGCAGGGACUAAACAACAGGAGCUCACCCCUUCGGUGGGAUUCGAACCACCGACCUUCCGAUCGGCAAGCCACCACAGCACCACCCGCAUCCACUAGUGUAGGAAACUGCUUAAAAGAUGGGGUUUCCAGGACAAACUUAUAAUACUAGCUGGAUAUACCAGAAGACACGGCAAAAAAGGAGCAUCUGGUAAAGGCAUGAGAUGUGCUUGCUUUCAAUACUUCUUCGUAACUAAGCCCAUGGUAGGCUGGUUGGUCAGGAAAACAGCCAAUUUAAACAAUUAAAACAAGUCUCCUAUUUUGAAAUUAACAUUUUUUAAAGCAACCCUAACCAGCUAUGACCUCUCAGAAGCUUUUGAUACAUUAAGCCAUGGUAUCCUAAUGGAGUAGCUGUCGGAGAUGCAGGGGGACCCAGUCCUACUUGGAUGGUUGCUCCCAGAGGGUGAUGCUUGGAGAGUUUUCUUCAGCCCUAUGGGGCAUUCAGUGUCGCAGGGUUUGAUUUUAGCCUCCAUGCAGAUGAACACCUACAUGAAACGGCUAAAUGGGGUCAUCCAGAGGUUUGGAGUACGCUGUCAGCAAUAUGCUGAUGAUGCUCAGCUCUACUUCUCCUUCACAUCUGCAGGGGAGGCAGUGGAAGUGCUGGACCAGUGUCUUGCCUCGGUAAAGGACUGGAUGAGAGUCAAUAAACUGAAACUAAGUGCAGAACAGACUACUAGACCAGAUGGAUGGGAAAUUGCCUCUGAAGGAGCAGGUAUGUAGCUUUGGGUUACUUCUGGAUCCUUUGCUGUCACUUGAGGUUCAGGUGGCUUCAGUGGUGCAGAACGAAAUAGAUAAAAUAUAGCCGGCACUAGAUAUUGGUUUGCAACUAAACUGAAAGCUAAGAAUACACCCAGGAACCUCACCAAAAUGCUGGAGAGGGUGCACCUCCACAGGCACAUACCUCCACAUGUGGUGGGAGUGUCCCAAAAUCCAACUAUUCUGGACAACAGCCAUACAAGAAAUAUGUAAAAUAACUAAGCAAGUAAUAGACAUCACCCUGGAAUUGGCCCUACUAAAUAUCUUCCAAGACAACAAUGCCCAUUUACACCACAAAGAACUCAUAACCCACCUGCUCUCAGCAGCCAGAAACACCAUAACCAGACACUGGAGAGACCUGUCAGGAGUAAACAUGGACCAAUGGUACCAAAUAGUAUGGGAAACAGCCCUACUAGAAAAAUUAACUAAUAAACUGAAACUGACACGGGGACAAACAGAAGAAGACGCCUUCACCCCGGUAUGGCUCCCCUUUAUCACAUACACAGCCCAACAGGACAAUGACAAUAAUCCACCAACAGCAUACAAAUCAAUAUGGCUAACCUGAUCCAAAACACCCACCCACCUCACUCACACACGAAAACAAAGAUCACCACAGCCAAUCACAAGCAAACAAUCACACCCUAGGCCAACCCCAACCUCUCUCACCACCAAAGGAACACAAGUGAACAACACAAGCAACGCUGACACCAAACUCUACAUACAUUAAACAUAAUAGAAACAUCGUCACCCAACCCCAACCCCAUCCAUCUUCCCUCUCUCCACCCCCCUUUCUUUUUUCUUUUUUUUCUUCUCCCCCUAAUGCCUCAACAAAUGAAACAGAUUUGUAAAAAUGUUACAUGGGAAAAAAAAUACGAGGCGCUACACUUACUUCUGUAAAACAAGAAAAUCCUUAAUAAAAUAUUUUUUAAAAAACCUGAAGGCUAAGAUAAUGCAAAAUAAACAUGCAAUGCAUGGUUCUCUCUCUGCAUAAGCAAGGAUAGAACACUCUGUCACUUAUCCUACAAAUAAGUGUCCAGAACUUCCCAUUAACAAGGGCUGACAAUUUCUCAAUAAGAGGAAAAGUAAAUAAGAAGGCUGUGUUAGAUUAGCAGAGUUAUAAAUAUUCAUGACCGAAGAGUAUAGACUGUGGGAGAGAAUAAAUAGGAGCCAAAUACCAGCCAUAUAGGAGCCUAGGGAACUGCCUUGUAUUGAGUCAAACAAGCAGUCCAUUUACCUCAGUACUGUUUGCACUGACUGGCAGUGGCUGUCCAGGGGUUCAGGCAGGGGGCCUUCCAAGCUGCACCUUGAGAUCCAGGGGAUUCAACUAGAGACCUCCUGCAAGCAAAGCAGAUGCUAAUAUAAUCUUGUAGUGGGAUAAAAGGAUGGUUUCUAGUGACUGUGAUUACUUGCUAGACGCUGGCUCCAAGUGGUAGCCCUAAAUAAUACAUAUCAGAGUUCAUACAGCAUCUAAAAUUUGCUAGGCACUAUACGGAGAAUUAGUGAUGUACAGAAGUGAGAGCUGGACCAUAAAGAAGGCUGAUCCCCGAAGAAUUGAUGCUUUUGAAUUCUGGUGCUGGAGGAGACUCUUGAGAGUCCCAUGGACUGCAAGAAGAUCAGACCUCUCCAUCCUGAAGGAAAUCAGCCCUGAGUGCUCACUGGAAGGACAGAUCCUGAAGCUGAGGCUCCAAUACUUUGGCCACUUCAGGAGAAGAGAAGACUCCCUGGAAAAGACCCUGAUGCUGGGAAAGAUGGAGGGCACAAGGAGAAGGGGACGACAGAGGACGAGAUGGUUGGACAGUGUUCUCGAAGCUACCAGCAUGAGUUUGACCAAACUGCGGGAGAAAGUGCCUGGCGUGCUCUGGUCCAGGGGGCCACGAAGAGUCGGACACGACUGAACGACUCAACAACAACAACAAUACGGAGAAUUAAAAACAAGACAGUUCCUGCCCUCACAGUCUAGUGGGCAAAAGCAAAAAGAUGGGAAGGGAUGUCAUUGCUUUCCUCUUUCCGAUGCUGCUCACAGAGAGACGGAGCCGAGUGCCCAGAAGGGAACUAACUGCCCGUAUACAUUUCUGAGUGGGGAGAAGGGAACAAGUUAUCAGACUCCAAACCUGUGAGUCAGACUUUGGGAGAGUCGUCUUGGAACAGCCCACUCACUACCCAAAGCUGUUCGCCAUCCUUCAAGGAAGCAGCAAUCACCAUUUAAAGCAUUCAGCGAUGCCGCACUGCAUGGCUUCUUCACGCCACAAUGCCCCUCCUUGAAAUGCUUGUUUAAAGCAUUGCCAACCACCAGCCUUGCUUGAGGAACAGGACAGCUCAGGUGAGUUGUGGAGGAGAUGCAAGGAAUGGGCUGGUGGUGGUGGCACUUGCCAGAGAGAGCCCAGUGCAGUUGUCUGUUGGCAUGGCUCCAGUAGUCAAAUCACACACGUUAUAUUUAACGCAUCUACCCCGCCUUCCUGUCUCCUGUCUUUCCCUCUGACUGAACUGGGAGAUGGACAUGACGAGGUUUUGGGAGCUGCUGGCCAUCUUGCUGUUUCUGGCAGGUACAAUUGUUUUGUGGGAACAAGUUCUGGGACUGGAAUGGGACAGAGUCUGAAGUUGCAUCUUAAGUGGGAUACAUGAUUGAUUAGGCUUAGGGUAGUAGACAUCCCUGCCCCCCCCUUUUAAAUGUCCAUACUUUGGCCAAUAGAUUUAGAUGUUUGCUUAGAAAAGUCAAGGUUUUGCAGCUUCUCUCAUUACUCCUUCGGUAUUCUAAAAGGGACUGAAAAUGCAUUUGUUACAUUUCUCCAAUACCUGAAGUUUGCACAAAAGAGAUGUCUACCUGCAAGAUCAGAAUAUUCUCAGCACCAAGCACUAAUAUUUUCCCCAGAAAUUGAAUCUGUGGGGGUGGGAUGUUUGAAUUUUCAGGGGGCCACAGGCUCAGACCCUUUGUCUUUGGCAAAUUUGGUCUCAGAGUGGAUAGCAUCACAGUAAAAGAAUUUAAACUGUUUCAGAAUCAUGACCACCUCAUUAGAUUUACAGUAACCUAAAUUCUAACUAAAACUAGCUACAAUUCCUUGUUUUCUGUUGUAAUUUUGCACAACUCUUAAGUGAUUGAAUGCAAUGUGUUCAUUGCAGCCACCUCAUUCAUUCAGUAGUUUCAGUCCUUCAGUUGAUGCUUUAUAUAAUCACAAAGAACACAACUUUUUUCAAAGUAAAAAAUUAUGUUCAGGGAUAAGAGAACACACUGCACAGUGUUCAAGCUGUUGUGCUUGAAAGUAGAUAGCAAUUUCUACUUCAUUAAUUCCAGGAAAACAAGAGUGGGUGGAAAUAAUAUCCUCCCCCCCUAGUUAGAAAACAGCAGCGUCUGACAAGUGGAUCCCUGGUGGCGUAUGUUCAGAGACCUCAAGAAUAUGCAUCCAUAGAGAUUUCCCUGUCUCACUCCUCACUUUAUAAAAUUCCCCAUGAGCAUUUCGGAGGGUGGCAGCAGUUAAUGUCCUGACAUCCAUCUCUUUUUGUUGACAAGUAAACCUUUCUUCUUCCCCAGAUGUUGGAUGGAAUAUGAUGAGCCAGUUGCUGUCUUUAGUUGACUCACACGCUGGUGACACUUUUGAGUUCCCUUUUGAGAAUGGUGCUGUUUUUUAAUACCGUUAUGUUCAAUUAUUGAUGGUUGAUAUGUUUUACAUUUUGUGUAUGUUUUUAACUGUUGUGCUGUGAAAGGCAAUUAAGAAGCUGAACAAAUCACUGUCCUUGGCACCAUCCAAAGUAGCAGGGAUGACAAGAGCUUCCCAGGAUACUGUAACUGGCUUAGAAGAUGAGCUCCGAGGGUCUCAUCCUGUGCUUGUCCUGGGCCUAGAACACAUGCGUCAAAGCUCUCUAGGCAUGUCAGGGUGCUUUUUUGUUCGACCCUCCUCCUUCCCCAGGAAAAUCCACUCUUUAGCACUGAAUCGGAGCAAAUGUUAAUCUCCAGAAAACCCAACAGCCAUUUCCUUCAAUUCAGUGGUCAAGACUGGGUUUCCCCAUGGAAAGCGGCAGGACUUUCAGAUGUCUGGAUGAGCCCUAACAAUGGGCAGCCAAAUACUUUUGGGAAGCUUCCAAAAGCACUCUGAGCACUCAGAAUAGUACCUUGUGUGUGGGUGUGCAUGCAUGCGCAAAGUAUGUUUCUUUUUGUCAACACAUAAAACCAUGCGGCAAGUAACCUUGGUUCCAUUUGCUCAAUGUCUUUCUGGGCUAGAUGCUGGAAGAGGAAUGAGAAGCAUCCCUGGCAGUGAGGCGGGAUCCAAAAGCAGAGCCAGCUUUGCCGAUAGCAUUGGAGGCGCAGCGAGUGGGAUGAGCUCUGUCAUUGGUGGCUUUUUUGGAGGCAGUUCUGGGAAUUCUGCACAGCCUGAGGGGGAUUCUGGGACCACCAACUCCCAGCCAGGUACCAUAUUUUUCCAUGUAUAAGAUGACCCCUAAUUUUUUUUUAACCCCAAAGUAAGAAAUUAAGUUAUUUAGCUUUUUUUUUGGGUGGGGGGAGGUCACUUCUGCCAAUUUCUCACCUGCCUGCCUGCCACUGCCGAUCGCUUGCCACACCACUGCCGAUCGCGCACCUCGCCACAGUUGCCAAUUACCGUAUUUUCUCCUCCAUAAGACGCACCUAGUUUUUAGAGGGGGAAUGCAAGAAAAAUAAGUCUUUAACGGGAGCGCUGAGCAGAACCUGUAUGCAUUCCAGGCUCUGCUCAGCGCUUCCUUUCACGAGCCGUGAGGAGCAUGUGUGGAGCGCUUGCAGGCUUUUCCCUCUCACUGACAGGCUGCCCUUCUCCCUCCUCGGGGAAAAGCCCUCCGCGCAGCUCUUUAAAGGGAGGGCGGCUCUUGGGGGCUUUUGUGGCAGGUGGGGGAAGGGACAGAGCUCAUGGCUCUGUCCCUUCCCCCACCUCCUGCAAAGGCCAGGGAUAGCCCUGCGAAGCCUUUGCAGGGCACAGGGAUGAAGGCUCCCCAUGCCCUGUGGAGGCUUCCCGCGGCCAAGCCAGAAGCUAGAACCACAAGAAGGAGCGCUGUGCAGUGCUCCCUCUAGCUGUUCUGGCUUCUGGGAUAGCCGCGCAGCCUGCAUUCGCUCCAUAAGACGCACACACAUUUCCCCUUACUUUUUAGGAGGGGAAAAGUGUGUCUUAUAGAGCGAAAAAUACGGUAUCUGCCCACUCGCCGCCACCAACAGCCCACCCACCCACUUGCCGGUGCCGCCAAUCGCCUGCCCAAUUGCCACAGCCAAUUGCUAGCAGGCCUUGCUGCAGCCACCAAUCACCCGCCCAAUCGCCACUGCCAACCUCCAGUUUGCUGCUGCCAUUAAUCGCAUGUCCCCCCCCUGCAUUCACUAUCCGUGUAUAAGACUACGCCCAAUUUUUGCCUCACUUUUUAAAAGCAAAAAGCAUUGUCUUAUACACAGAAAAAUACGGUAUUUGGGACAGCAUCCUUUAUUCAAAUAACCCCAUAUUAAAGAAUCUCAGGGGUGUAUGAACAACAUACACCUAGCUUUAUACAAAUACACUAUUGCACGCAGGAGUGGAAAAUUACGUCUGGGCGGGGGAAGAAACCACCUUGUGUGGCAUCUCUAAUUCAAGGCAUCCCACUUGGCAACUAAUCUUCUUGCUUUUCUUGCUGCUGCUCUCCAUACAGAUGCCAUGUACCUUAUUGUGAAAGUGGACUUGGUUUCAUCUGGCCCAGUAACCAUUUCUACUCUGAAUCAGCCACUUCUGAAGGAGGUGAGGAGUGAGAGAAACCGCUGGUAGUAAUUGAUCACAAAUUUUGGUUUAUGAAAGCAUCCUUCUCCCAUGCCAAUAAUCGGCCAGGUAUGUAAUAAUGAAGAACUGGGUGCUAUAUAGCCCAUAAGGAGGUUUCUGCCACCCCAAUUUAUAUUCUGAAAAAACCCAAGAAUGUCUGUGCCCCCUGGGAUGGCAUUAAGACCCAUUAAAUAUGGCGUCUCCACACCAGUGCAGUAAGAUGGCUCAUCUAUUUAAUAUACAUAUAAGUGAGUAAAGUAAAAACUAAGUUUUGGAUCACCUCAAAGGAAAGCCCCACACUCCCUGAGCAGUGUCCUCUUUAAAAUGCUCAAACAUCAUAUCCAGUCCAGUUUUAGGGUAGACAACCUAGAGCCUUAUUCAUUUCUAUAAAAGCUGGUCUGAGCCCAGCCCAGGAAAAUACACAAAACACUCUAUUGUGCCAAAAUGAAGUUUGGGGCUGUGGCGGAAGUUUGCUUUGCUGGGGCAGGUUAGGUCAACAAGUGUUUUCUUUUUCCCUGCCAGCAAAUGGUUAACGAAAGGCAGCCUCUGAUUGGCGGGGGUUCGAGGAGAGGGGUUUGAAAAGGAGAGGAUUUGGAGAGACAGUUCUUUAGGUUGGGAGUCGGGAUGGGAGAGGAGAGGCAGUUGGUUCUGGGUAGAAACAUCCUCUCUGAGGGAUAUAUCACAAGCUAGAGAAAGGAGUCUCUGAGCUUAGUGUGAAGGACAGUGUGUGGUGUCCUGUAAGAGUAAUAGUCCAGGAAUUAACUGGGAGGCUGAGGCAGAGCCAGGAGAAGGAGAAGCUGUGGGAAUACAGUCUAUUUAGGUCUCAUUCCAGUCAGGAGGGGAGAGAUUCUGCUCCAAAAAGAGAAUAAUAAUAAUAAUAAUAAUAAUAAUAUUUUUUAUUUAUACCCGGCCCAUCUGGCUGGGUUUCCCCAGCCACUCUGGGCGGCUUCCAACAAAACACUAAAAUACAAUAAGAAGACUCCCAAACCAGUUAAGAGGGGUGUGGAGACUCCUUGGGUCUGUUACUUGGAGGACCUCAGGAGUAGGGUUGUCCAAGGGGUGUGUAACUGACAGAAAAUACCACCUUGUUUAAGAACCAAAGUAUUAAGCGGCAAGCAACAACUGAGACAGAACUGAAGUGAAACAGCAUCAUAAUCUGAAGUAUCCUAUGUUUUACCCACUUGUGUCAUAAACUUUGUUGUUUAUUUGAUCAAAUCCUGCCUGAGACUCCAAAUUAUUAAGUUUUCCCUCACACAAGUCCCCCACAAGAUAAUCUGGGGUAGUUAGUAGGAAUUCGUGGAAUUGCUGUUCUGUGAGGGGGGUGCACUAUAUUUAAGCGAGGGCAGGCCCAAUGGCGCCGGGGGAAAAGUCCUGUUGCACCGUUGCAGGGGCCAGACAGGAUGCUGGGAUGGCUGACAGAGGACACUCUGAUGGAGAGGUUGACUAUAAAUUGUGGUGGCCCAAAUCUCCAUUUCCUUAUGAAUUUCUGCACAGACUGGCAAUUGUUGGCAUACCUUGUCUCUCAAAACUAUGUUUACUGGAAUUUGAGGCAGUGGGGGGGGGAUCUUCUACUACACAUAAAAGGAUGGACUAAUUAGCGAGGAUAUUUCCUCUGUGAUAGCUUUGUAUACGGGAAAAGCAUAAACAAAUAUUUGAAGCUCUCACAGAAAAGUUCACUUUAGGUUAAACUCCAUUCUUGGAAUACUUCACCUUCUUUUUUAAUGUGCCAGGUGCAACAGAUGUUGGCAGGUUUUCUCAAAGGCACCUUCCACUUGACAUGGGUCACCUAUAAAGAGAACAAGUAGACCUAGGAAAGGCCUGGACCCAGAGGAGAGAAACUGCACUGUCAUUUUGAACCAUGGACUGAUGCAUUUCCAGAUCACUGGGACAGAGAUCAAGGGGGUGUUAGCAAUCAGAAUUACUUACCUGCUUUAACCUGACUAUCCUACUUUCUUGUACUGGUGAAACUUGUUAUUAUUACCAUAUCCUCUCGAGAUCUUUAACUUUUAUAUUCUGUUUUAUUUUCCUUAUACGCAACAAAAUGAUUUUGUAAGCGACUUUGUAUAUUUUGGAUUAAUAGAAAGCCAUUGCAAAUUUAAUUCAAAAUAGGGGGAGGGAAAGAAAUGAGCAACAAGCACAUGUCAUGCCAAAUAAUUAACCCGUAAGAAAGGUUGCAAAGCCAAACUCUAACCCAACCUCAUUUAUGUCCAAGAAGUUCCAAACAUGGGCUUGUCAUCAUCAAAACUGUAUUUCAGAAAGUAUACCAACAGUUCUCUAUUGUUAAAUCUGUAAAAUAACUUAAAAUGUGAUAAAAUGGUAAGACAAGUAAAAUGAUAA
Molecule: messenger RNA, 28673 nt
Organism: Podarcis lilfordi (Lilford's wall lizard)
Lineage: Eukaryota; Metazoa; Chordata; Lepidosauria; Squamata; Lacertidae
Source: the annotation of a GenBank genome assembly